AUGGUAGCCAAGAAAAUUAGCUUUAUCAGCAUUUAGCUUUAUCCUUUUAGAUUAUCUGUAUUUGAGGCUAUGUAAUGUUUAACAGAGGAAAACAACAGCGUGAGUAAAGCAACAAGAAAGCACAAUCCAUGCAAGUGCAGGACUCUUCUGAAUGCAAUUAGUUGAAAAGAACGAUGAAGGCCUUCCUCCUGCUAUGCUUGCUGUUGGCCAUACUUUACCCUGCAGUCCCCAGCAUGAGACAGCAUGACGACCACUAUGAUGAGCCUGAGGCAACUCACCUCCACAAGCAGCAUCCUCAUGAGAAAGAAUCUCUUGCAUUCUGCCAGCAUAUAAUCCCCAGCAACACAGACUUUGCCUUCAGGUUUUACAGGCAAGCAACUGUCCAAGCACCUGGCAAGAAUAUUUUCUUCUCCCCAGUCAGUGUCUCUGCUGCCUUUGCCCUGCUGGCCCUGGGUGCCAGAGCCACAACCCAGGCUCAGCUGCUGGAGGGGCUGGCCUUUAAUCUCACCAACAGCAGGGAGGAGGAGAUACACCACGGCUUUCAUCAUCUCCUCCUCUUACUGAACCGUCCUGGCAGCCAGGUGGAGCUGAGCAUGGGAAAUACCUUAUUCAUGGACAAACACCUGAAGCCACUGAAAACAUUUCUGAAGGACAUCAAAAACCUGUACAAGGCAAAAAUUAUUUCUAGUAACUUUCAGAAUUCUACUGAGGCUAGAAAAGAGAUCAAUGACCAUAUAAAAAACAAAACCCAUGGGAAGAUAAAUGAAAUACUUAAAGACCUCAAUCCAAACUCUUUAAUGGUACUCGUUAACUAUAUUUAUUUCAAAGCCUACUGGGAAAAUCCUUUCAAUAUGAAGGGGACUCACAAGGAUUAUUUCUAUGUGAAUGCAAAGACUUUUGUUGAAGUGAAGAUGAUGAUUCGAGAUAGCUUUUAUGAAAUAUAUUCUGACAAGAAGCUGUCUUGCAAGGUGGUGAAGAUUCCUUACAAGGGAAAUGUUUCGGCAUUGUUUAUCCUGCCCAAUGAAGGAAAAAUGAAAUGGCUGGAGGAUGGCCUGAUGAAAGACACAGUGUCUAAAUGGGAAAAAUCACUUGAAAGACGGAGGAUGGAAGUGCAUAUUCCAAAAGUAUCCAUUUCUGGCACCUAUGACUUAAAGAAGAUGGUCAUGAAUCUGGGUGUAACAGAUGUGUUUUCUGAUCAGGCUAAUCUGUCUGGAAUCACAGGAAAGUCCGAUCUGAAGGUUUCAAGAGCUAUUCACAAGGCUCUGCUGAAUAUUCAUGAGAAUGGCACAGAGGCUGCAGCAGUCACUGGCACAGAGUUUGCUCCUCAUUCUGUUCCUCCUGUUAUAAAGUUCAACCGUCCAUUUUUGCUGUUGAUUGUUGAUCAAUACACUCAAACCAGUGGCCACAAGCAGAACAAGAAAACCAUACACCUCAGGAGCAGCAUCCACUUAGAGGAGAACCUUUUAGUUCCUAAUGAGAGAUUAUUCCCAGCAAUGCAGACUGCCUUCAAAUUCUACAGAAAAAACAAAGAAAUUCAAGACUUCGAUUGAGUUUGAAAACCAUAUUUUGGUCCUGCAGAGUUUAUCUACGAUUGCUUUCUUUUUCUCACUUCUGAUGCUAAUAAUAUUGGGGAAAAAAAAGUUUCUCAACUAGUUUUGAAAAGCCUUGGCACUAUCCAGAGGAUCUACAAUCUCUGUGUCUUUACAUGGGAAGUUUGUGGAUAACACAUCUGUAAAACCUGAGAUGAAUUCUCACUGUGGGAUAUCCAUCUUGAACAUCAGAAUGCUGGCAGAUUGCCUUCAGUUGAAUUCACAUCAGGACUUAAAUAAAUGUGUGCUCUUGAAAACACUAGGACAUUAGGCAGAAUAUUGUUUACAAUAUUGUUUUCAACAAAAUGAUGAACAUGAUCAUCUGAAGUGAAACUUCUGUUGUGAGAAAUAGAAUCACACUCCGGUAAUAAAAUAACCUUAUUUACAUCUGAGAUUCAACGCAGAAGAAAAUAAUAGUGUUAUUUGAUUUUGUUUGUAUGACUUUUAUCUAGCAAACUAUGAGUUCAUGUGAAAUUUUAGUUCUGAGAUUCCUAUUGACUUAGUCAAAGAGGUAGAAAACAAAGAAGAAGAGGUCUGCUUUGUAUUCUCCGUUCUGUCACUAACUUUCUCCUUGGCCUUCAGCUUUUUUUUUUCCUUCUGUCAGUCAUGUUGUUUUG
Messenger RNA from Numida meleagris (helmeted guineafowl), 2206 nucleotides. RefSeq names its product plasma serine protease inhibitor-like. The transcript has 7 exons. Gene Ontology annotation, molecular function: serine-type endopeptidase inhibitor activity. The record is from RefSeq and is a predicted model, not a curated record. Gene Ontology annotation, biological process: negative regulation of endopeptidase activity. NCBI's taxonomy places the organism in Eukaryota, Metazoa, Chordata, Aves, Galliformes, Numididae. The coding region runs from base 174 to 1550 and encodes 458 amino acids.